Oncorhynchus keta (chum salmon) is the source of this 3308-nucleotide messenger RNA. Its product is annotated as transmembrane protein 130. The record is from RefSeq and is a predicted model, not a curated record. NCBI's taxonomy places the organism in Eukaryota, Metazoa, Chordata, Actinopteri, Salmoniformes, Salmonidae. The transcript has 8 exons. Bases 389 to 1369 code for a protein of 326 amino acids.
GGUCGUAAUUGUACAUACGAAUGUGUUCUUAAUUGACUUUCAGAGUUAAAUAUAGGUAUAAAAAUGUUUUUUUAAAUACCACCACUAUCAACAGCGACUUCCAACACGUUAACGUUUGAGCCAUUUAACAGACGCUUUUAUCCAGAGCGACGUACAAUAGUGAGACAACAGCUUUUUGUAAUCUGACACAUAUGGCUAAAACGCAUGGACAUGAUUUCAAGCUAUUACGUAUAUCUGGGAAACAUUAAGGGCAUGAACAAUUUGCUGGCACCGGCUGACGAGGCAUCUACUAUCGUUUGGCCAUCUGAAGACAGUCCCCAUUUCUCAAUUUCUUAGUCCUGAAGUAUCCUACACCAUUUUUCUCUUCUGUGUGAGCGGACAAGCGCAAAUGUAUCGAAAUAUAAUUGGGUUGGUCGUCAUGUCACUUCCACUGAUUCUGAGCCCCCAAGUUUUGGGGCUCGCGGCAGAGGGUUUGAGCAAUCUUCGAAAUAUUGCAGGCAAGCUCAGCUUCAUUCAGAGGGAAGGAAAUGUGACUUAUCUGCGGGACAAGGAGCUGGCCACGGAAGUUCCAACCGAGACAAAGUUUGAACUUUUCGAUCCAAUGAACACUUUACGCACUGCCAGAUUCAACUAUACCUGGGACUUCGGCAACGGAGAGGUGCUGAAGGGAUCGGAGCCGUCUGUGCACUAUAACUACUCAUCCCCUGGAAACUACACUCUGCGGCUGAGAGUUGGGGCCCAAGUGAACAAAACCUCUACUCCACUAACUGGGGUAUACACCAUGGACGUUACAGUUUUGGACGCCAUCAGGAAUAUUGAAUUGAGCCCUUUGAGUUUCCAGGUUUCCAGAAACAACAGUCUGGUUGUUCAUGUGGAUGGAAGUCCUCCCAUGUGGGUCUGUUGGAGGUUCCUACAGAACUGUGAAUCGGCAACCCCUACAGGCUGUCACCUGACCAUGCUGUAUGAGAACACCAUGACACUGAACCACACCUUCACAGCUUUAGGAGUCCACUGUCUGGACAUCAGCGCCCGCAACGACAUCAGCAAACUGCAGACCUCCUACAACAUCUUUGUGAGGAGAGAUCCCCCGAUUAACCUGCUCUUCACCCUGACAUGUACUGGGAUCAUCUUGGUAAUAGUCGCCUUCAUCACUGUUAUAGCCUGUCGCACUAAGAAUGGACACAACAACAAACCACAGAUGUCUAAGUCCAGUAAUGCCCCUUGCUCCAGUAUGAACAUGGAACUGCAGCCACAACAGGACAUCCCUGAUAUCAGUAGUGAUCUCUAUGUGUCCAGGCCAAAGAACGAAGAGGUCCAACCCCUUCUACAGCACGGGACCAGAUCUGUCGCCAAAUCCUACCGCAACUAGUCUUCAUUUACACACUUUGAUUUGAGCUUUGUGUUGGACUGAUUCAAGCCAAAUGUUAACAGUUUGCUAACAAUGUAUAGUUUGAGAUUAAUAUAUGGCACCAGUAACAUUGAACUAUACAUUGUCAGUGAUGUAAUACCGAUGUAGAUUACAUUCCCCUGUCUGUGUGGAUGUUAUACUUGCUAACCAUGCUAAUGUUUGAGGAGAAUGCACAGUUUUGAACAUGAAAAGUUAUUAAUAAACAAAUUAGGCACAUUUGGGCAGUCUUGAUACAAAAUGUUUAACAGAAAUUCUAUGGUUCCUUGGAUCAGUCUAAAACUUUGCGUAUACACCGCUGCUAUCUAGUGGGCCAAAUCUAAAUUGCACAUGGGCUGGAAUAAUAUAUUGUAGCCUUUCAUUGCAUUUCAAAAGUGAUGGUAAAAAAAAUACAAAAGAACGGUUGUUUUUUUCUUUGUAUUAUCUUAUACUAGAUAUAUUGUGUUAUAUUCUCCUACAUUCCUUUCACAUUUCCACAAACUUCAAAGUGUUUCCUUUCAAAUGGUACCAAGAAUAUACAGAUCCUUGCUUCAGGGCCUGAGCUACAAGCAGUUAUAUUUGGUUUUAUCAAAAUGUUGGGGAGAGAAUUUGGUGACAUCUAGUGAUCUUUAUGUGAAUUACAGGGGGAGGGGCAGUUACACCGGAGGGCUAAUUACCCUCUACUACCCUAUCAAGAGAACAUCUCUGGUCAUCCCUUCUACCUACCUCUGAUCUGGUAGACACACUAAACCCUGGCUAUAUUUAAUCUAAAAAAACAAGAAAAUUUUGCCUUCAGGCUUGCUUAAUAUAUGUGAAAUUAUUAAUACUUUUACUUUUGAUACGUAAGUAUAUUUUAAGCAAUUACAUUUACCUUUGACACUUAAGUAUAUUUAAAACCAAAUACUUUUAGACUUUUAAUAAAGUAGUAUUUUACGAGGUGACUUUCACUUGAGCCAUUUUUAAUGAAGGUAUCUUUAUUUUUACUGGAGUAUGACAAUUGGGUACUUUUUCCACCACCGAAUGGUCGACGACUAGUUUCACACUGCUAUAGGUCUGGGGACUUUUCCUCAUUUGAGCAAAGGUCAGUGCUUCAUCCUCUCGCCUGCGUGACACGAAACCUGUGAAGUGGUGGAGUGUGUCAAUUCAUUUGUAAGCAAAAGGAAAUCGGUCCUACCCUUCUCAAUAGCCUCCUUUUGGCGAAGAGUUACACGCAUUCUACCGAGGAAGAGGUUUGAUAUCUGCCACACCCCCUUUGAAUCAGAUGUUGUAUUGUCGGAGGAGAAAAGCAUGCACACAUUUAAAAACGAUACGCCAAUAUCGAGUUGUUGAUCCACCUACAUCACCAGCGGUUGAUUCCGUUACCGGUUGGGAUAUUUAGACAAGACAACAUUGUUAUAUAUGAAAGGGUGGCAUUGUAAUUAUUUUUCUUAGAGUGCUACCACGAUUUAUGUUGUAUUCCACUUCACACCUGUAGGUGUUGGCUUUAAAGCAGAGAACCAUUAUGCAUUUUAAGCACCAUUAGCCAGUAGUUCAUAUUAGGCCCUGUACACUUGACAAUGGCCAUCAAAAGUAAACUUACUCCCUAUGAUCUAAAAAUUAACCCUAAAUAUUAAAGACAUUUCCUAAUGCAUCCCUAGAGUUACUUAGUUGUGCACAGAAGCGAUCCCUAGAGUGACUUAGUUGUGCACAGAAGCGAUCCCUAGAGUGACUUAGUUGUGCACAGAAGCGAUCCCUAGAGUGACUUAGUUGUGCACAGAAGCGAUCCCUAGAGUGACUUAGUUGUGCACAGAAGCGAUCCCUAGAGUGACUUAGUUGUUCACAGAGGCGACCUCUAGAGUGACUGAGUUGUUCACAGAAGCGACCUCUAGAGUGACUGAGUUGUUCACAGAAGCGAUGAAAGGCGUCAUUCACAGGGGGUCUGGUA